GGACACAGAUUGGUCUACAAGUUCCUCAACUACCAUUACUCUGCAUUUAGCCUCCCUCUACCGCUGAAACGCUCCUCUCUCGUAUCUCUCAUUGCUUGCCUCUCAGGAACCAGAGCAGCCUCUGAACCAUGGAGAACGUGGCGAUAUUUGACUCACCUGGAAAGGGGAGAGGUCUGAAGGCGACCAAGGAGUUUUGGGCCGGAGAUGUCAUCUUUUCUGAGCCCAGUAUCUCAUCGGUUGUGUUCGACAGCCUAGCAGAGCGUAUCUGUCACAGCUGUUUCCGCAGAGGAGAGAAGCUUCAGAGGUGCGGACAGUGCAAGUUUGCUCAUUAUUGCGAUCGAACCUGCCAGCGUGCCGGCUGGGCUGAACACAAGAUUGAAUGUUCUUCCAUCAAAACUUACGGCAAAGUACCCAACGAGAACAUCCGAUUGGUGGCUCGCAUCAUGUGGCGUUUGGACAAAGACGGGAGCACGGUGUCUGACAUGCAGCUGACCACCCUUGACGAGCUGGAGGACCACAUCGCUGACAUGCAGGAGGAUGAACUAAAGGAACUGAAAGUGGACAUACACAACUUCCUGGACUACUGGCCCCGUACCAGCAAGCAGCACACAAUCGAUGAUAUCUCACAUAUUUUUGGAGUGGUUAACUGUAACGGUUUCACUGUGAGUGACCAGAGAGGCCUACAGGCGGUCGGUGUAGGCCUUUUCCCAAAUUUAUGUCUGGUGAAUCACGACUGCUGGCCAAACUGCACUGUGAUCCUCAACCAUGGCAAUCAGUCGGCUGUGAAUACUAUGUUUCAUUCUCAACCGAGGAUCGAGCUGCGUUCUCUCGGUAAAAUCUCAGAGGGAGAGGAGCUGACAGUUGCAUAUGUGGACUAUUUGAAUUUGUCAGAGGAGAGACAGAGACUGCUGAAAACACAGUACUUCUUUGAUUGCACGUGUGAGCACUGCAAGAACCGAACCAAAGACGACCUGAAGAUGGGAGGAAGGGAAGUGGACGGAGUCAAGCCCACACAGGAGCAGGUGAAAGAGGCGACAGAUUACUGCUUUGAUAUACUGGACAAGAUGGACAAGGCUCGGUUAAAUGGUGACUAUCAUGAGGUGGUGAAAUACUGCAAGGAGUGUGUGAAAAAGACAGAGCCCAUUUUGGCAGACACUCACAUCUACCUGCUGAGGAUCUGGAGCACACUGAGUGAGGUUCAAGCUUACCUGCAGUACUUUGAGGAUGCCGCAGACUACGCCCGCAAAAUGGUGGAGGGUUACAUGAAACUGUACCACCCAAACAACGCUGCUCUGGGUAUGGCUGCAAUGCGUGCAGGAGUGACUCACUGGCAGGCUGGGGAGAUCGAGGUCGGCCACGGGAUGAUCUGUAAGGCCUACGCCAUUCUCAUGAUCACUCACGGGCCUACACAUCCAAUCACCAAGGACCUGGAGGCAAUGCGUAUGCAGACAGAGAUGGAGCUGAGGAUGUUCAAACAGAAUGAGUACGUUUACCACAGUAUGAGAGAGGCGGCUCUGAAGAACAAACCGAUGACCAUGUUGCACGAACCAAAGUCCGUGGAGGAGGGAAUCAAGAAUAUGUUCCACCGGAAGAAGUAAACAGGACUCCAUUCAAUAAACCACAGAAAACCCUCCAAUUGUUUACUGCUAACAGAUUUCUGAGUAUUGUCUAGGUCGGCACAUUUAGUCACAAUCAUUUUCUGUCUCAGUCACUUUUGUAGCUUUACUUUUCAUUAAAAACAUUUCACAUUCAA
Messenger RNA from Cheilinus undulatus (humphead wrasse), 1753 nucleotides. It is a transcript of the gene smyd1b, whose product is annotated as SET and MYND domain containing 1b. Lineage: Eukaryota; Metazoa; Chordata; Actinopteri; Labriformes; Labridae. The record is from RefSeq and is a predicted model, not a curated record. Gene Ontology annotation, molecular function: protein binding; histone H3K4 methyltransferase activity. The transcript is spliced from 10 exons. Gene Ontology annotation, cellular component: nucleus. The coding region runs from base 129 to 1598 and encodes 489 amino acids.